UCAAAAGAAGUAUCGGCUGGUGGCCGACCCUGAUUGGCGUCAUCGAGAGUUCUUCUUGUUGCCGGGAGCGCUGUGGAAGUGGAUCACCUGGUACGACAAGGUACCGCCGGCGUCUUCGUAUGUGUGGAAAUGGUUUCCGGAAGGACUAGAAUGGCUGGGACGCGUGCAAACACUGGGUACGCAAGGUCUGCUGCAGUUUUUGACUGAAGACACCUUUCUACACCCGUCAGAUGAAGCGUCGAGUGUGAAUCCGUUUCAGAUCGUCGAGAAAGAUAAUAAAGAAGGUUCAUCGCGAACAUUCUUCUUCCACAUACAGAUUCCGAAGCAGCUUGCUGACGACAAGAGCUUUCGUGGAGUUGUGCUUCGACGGUUUGAAUCGAUUGGCGAGCAAUCCCCGGGAGCAACGGUUUUCUUUAACACAGUAGGGGAAUCGGGUAUACUGGACGUGGAAGAGUUGAAAAACUUUUGUAGAGAGAAGUUUCAUCUAGAUUGUGUGCACAUGGAGCACUUGGAUGCCGGGAUGGAUCUUGUCACUUUGAAUCGAGUACAUGAGUUCUGUAUGAGCCACAAUACAUCGCGCGUUGGGUUUGUUAGAACGACAGGAUGGCCAGAGUUGUCGGCUGCUUUUGCAAGUCAAGAACGUCUAGAGCAAACCAGAGUUGUGGCAAAUGAUAAGUGCUGGACAAACACAGAUUGCGAUGUUUGCUCACCAAAGACCGACUCCAAAUCCGGUAACAUUUCAACGAAGAUUCAACGUGUUGUUAUUUCGUCACCGUCGGCUACCCACGGUGAAGUAAACAAAGAAACACGUGGUGAUAAAUCUUCCCGCAAAGGAUUGAAAAAGCGCGCCAAGCAGGCUCAGAAGGGACGCAGUCCUUUAAUGUGGACAGCGAGUUGUGCGUACAUCAAUGAUAUAAUUCACCCUAACGAGUUCGCCUCUCGUUUGUCGGAAGAUCGUUGGAAAGACAGCCAACACUUCAAUCACGCACUGCCAAGUUCACAAAAAAGGUAACAGCAGGGCAAGCAUUCGAUAAAUAAGAAGUGAAACAAAGGCUUCAAGGAGAAGGGAAAAAGGAUGAAGGAAUCCAUGUCAGAAGCGGAGCUCAGCUGCUAGGAUUGGGGAGUCUCUCUCAACAGAAGGAAAUGUGUUUGUACAGAAUACUAACUUUGGAUAAAUUAUAGUGCCCUAUACUGAAUCCUUUAACGGCCACGAGAUCUGGAAACACACUGUUACCUACGACCUGUAGAUCUGAUCUUUCCAUUCCAAUCAGACACUAUACCAGCAUGGCAACUUUCUUUGUCAAACACAGUUUCAGAUAUCAUGGUUCAAUAACUGCAAGUAACAACCCCCCCCCCCCUUUACACCAUGUUGAGAAAAGAAGAUCCCUGUAGACAUCUGCUUCCUCCGAUCAUGUUUCUGGAAGCAUGAAUAUCAGCAUCUUCCCAUCCUCCUUGGAGACAGGGUUUUUCCAGCUCAAAUGAACACAAAGUAUAAGUAUACAGCUGGGCCAUUGUAUCUACAGUCAAUCGCUUUUCAUAAAAAAGGGAUAACUGCAAGUGUUGGCGAUUGAUGCAGGCCUUCUUCCAAGUCCUCCGACCGAACAUCGCUUCCAAUCUCGAGCGAUUCUGCAUGGGUCGUUCUAGUGUGUGCGUGUGUCGUAUGCUGCGAGAGCGUUUGGUGGGAGCACUCUUUCAUAGCAGAACCAAAGUUUGUGCAUCGCCAAAAACGCAAUUCUUCUCUAGAUACAUGAGACAUGACUAUCUCUCGACACAUGUCGACCAUUUCAGAUGAAUAUC
Messenger RNA from Phaeodactylum tricornutum CCAP 1055/1, 1797 nucleotides. RefSeq lists its product with no specific name. The record is from RefSeq and is a predicted model, not a curated record. The transcript is spliced from 2 exons. Lineage: Eukaryota; Bacillariophyta; Bacillariophyceae; Surirellales; Neidiaceae. The coding region runs from base 500 to 1012 and encodes 170 amino acids.